Molecule: messenger RNA, 771 nt
Organism: Colius striatus (speckled mousebird)
Lineage: Eukaryota; Metazoa; Chordata; Aves; Coliiformes; Coliidae
Gene: SFR1
Product: SWI5 dependent homologous recombination repair protein 1
Exons: 3
Coding region: 1-675 (224 amino acids)
Biological process (GO): double-strand break repair via homologous recombination; positive regulation of DNA-templated transcription
Cellular component (GO): Swi5-Sfr1 complex
Source: RefSeq, a predicted model, not a curated record
AUGGAAGAACCAGUGCUCGAUAAAUUGCCGUCUUUAUGCCAUACUCCAAAGGAUUGUGGAACAGCAGCUUUACAGGGCACUAGUUCAAGGAAGCAGCCCAUGAGUGCAGCUUUGAGGGAGCGAUUAAGGAAAACCAGACGUUCGUUCAAUGCUAAUUUUUCGGUGGCAAAGCGGCUCAAAAUAGACACUGAAGAAAAAGACUGCGCUGAUGCUGACAGAGGGUGCCAGCCAAAGACAAGUACAGAUUGUUCCACGUUGCAAAAUGGUUCUGAAAACUUGGAAAGCAACAGCACUGGACAUACAUGUUUCAAAAGUCCCCUACAGCCAAGUGGUCUCUGUGGAUCAGCAGAGAAUUCUGAUGUUUUAGAGGUUGAUCUUAGUCAGCAACAACCCCUGGAACAAAAAGUAAGGCUGGUGAAACAAGUGCAAGAGAAAGAAGAACUGCUUCGAAGGCUCAGACUGGUUAAGAUGUAUCGAUCUAAGAACAACUUGUCUGAACUGCAGGCUUUGAUUGUGAAAUGGAGAAGCAGCGCCCAGUUGAUGUUGUAUGAACUACAGUCUGCCUUUUCUGCAGAUGGCAAGAAAGUGAGUCUCACCCAGCUCAUGGAUACUUUUGGAUUAGAAGACCAGUUAUUGCACUACAGCAGAGCAGAGGAAGAUUUUGUAGAUGCAUAAUCUACAAGUGCAAAGCUUUCAAUUACACACAUGCAGAAGCAGGAAAGAGUGGAUGAAUGCUGAUCACAUAGGAAGUGUUGAUUUUAUGCUUUGAGG